AGCGGCUCCUGCUGCAAUUGGGCUCUGAGGGAUCUGCGGGCUGAACGUUGAGUUCUUCGGUUAAGGUGAAUUCCAGAAAUCGUGUCCAGUGAAGAGGGAUGAAACUGUCUCUCCAGUAGCAGGGUGAAACAGCUGUGCAACGCGAGCUCUCCCUCACCUCCCGCACAUCAGUGCUGUCAUCAUGGACCUCAGCAGCAGAUGAGUCUUGUGGAUUCCUUUGGACGCCUCCCAUGGAAGGUGCAAUUCCUUAAAAAGAAAACCAAAACCAAAAAACCACCCACUUCCCACUGCAGAUGAGCCCAAAGUGAGCUGUAAGGGGCUGGUUGCUCUGAACCUGAAGUGUUAAUAAUGCUGAGAAAAUGAUUAAAAAUGGAUGUUGCCAGCCAAGCUUCGAUUAAGAAAGAGUGCAUGAAAAUUUGGUCACUUCUGCGCAGUGGGAAGUUUUCCUGUCCCACCACCAAGGAGCCCUUCAGCAGCUCAGGUGCCAAAGGAGACCUCAACAAGUGCCUGAUGUGCCAAAGGCUGCUGGAAAGAGACUCAAAAAACAAAGGGAGUGGUGGAGAGGCGAACAGGAAUGUGAACUCCUCGGGAGAGGAUGACUGCCGAGAGUUUCGGGACCUCUUCAAGAAAGGGAAACUUUCCUGCACCAGAGAAAAUGACCCUGUCCGGGAUUCCUCUGGGAAGCAACACAGCAAUAAGUGCAUCAUGUGUGCAGAGAAGUUCAAAAGAGAGAACGAGCAGAAGUUAUCUAAAAACAGACAAGGAAAAGAUAAGGAUGACUGCAGCGAGUUUCGCUCCCAGUUUGAAGCUGGCGGACGACUGUCCUGCACGAGGGAGAAUGACCCUGUCCGGGAUUCCUCCGGCAAGCAGCACACCAACAAAUGUCUCAUGUGCGCUGAGAAGUUCAAAAAGGAAGCCCAAAGAGGAGGUCAGUCUGGUGGAACCGCCCAGCGCAACAAACCGCUUCACUUCAGAUCGUAUGAAGCAGAACAACUGUGCUGGUUCAGGGUCGCGGCAGGGCGCGAAUGAGAGACGUCCCUUCUCGUCCGGCAGAGGCCCGCAAGGAAACGUGGCUCAGAGCGGUAGGAACUGCAACCCUGGCCGCAAGACGCAGAACAGAGACACCAACGCCCACCAGCUGCUGGACUGUGAUCGAAUUCUGCACGGGGU
Molecule: messenger RNA, 1170 nt
Organism: Chroicocephalus ridibundus (black-headed gull)
Lineage: Eukaryota; Metazoa; Chordata; Aves; Charadriiformes; Laridae
Product: serine protease inhibitor Kazal-type 5-like
Exons: 14
Coding region: 370-1029 (219 amino acids)
Molecular function (GO): protein binding
Source: RefSeq, a predicted model, not a curated record